Tripterygium wilfordii is the source of this 1288-nucleotide messenger RNA. Its product is annotated as probable cysteine protease RD19D. Gene Ontology annotation, cellular component: lysosome. Bases 35 to 1135 code for a protein of 366 amino acids. The transcript has 4 exons. Lineage: Eukaryota; Viridiplantae; Streptophyta; Magnoliopsida; Celastrales; Celastraceae. The record is from RefSeq and is a predicted model, not a curated record. Gene Ontology annotation, molecular function: cysteine-type endopeptidase activity.
UGAAGAGCUGAAGUCUGUACAACCAGAGAAGAAGAUGACACAACAAGAAGUCGCAGCUCUAACGUGCACGGUGGUGUUGACACUCAUAACUUGCGCACUAUCAGCAUAUGCAAUAGACGAAACCAUAGUCCAAGUCACAGACAGUCGAAGAUAUGCUGAUCUUCUGGGCACUGAAGAGAAGUUCAAGAUUUUCAUUGAGGACUACAGCAAAGAGUACGCUACAAGAGAGGAGUACCUGCACCGCCUCGGGAUCUUCGCCAAGAACAUGAUCAGGGCCGUUGAGCACCAAGCGAUUGAUCCAACGGCUGUCCACGGCGUCACGCCCUUCUCGGAUUUAUCGGAGGAGGAGUUUCAGAGACUGUACACUGGGGUUAGAGUUCGGCCACAGUUGAAUCGGAAGGUGCAAGAAGAAGAUGCAACGGUGGAGGGUUCUGAUGAUGAUUUGCCUGAGAGUUUUGAUUGGAGAGAAAAAGGUGCUGUCACUGACGUCAAGAUGCAGGGUGCAUGUGGAUCAUGCUGGGCUUUUAGUACCACUGGAGCUGUUGAAGGUGCAAACUUUGUUUCAACAGGGAAGCUUCUCAAUCUGAGUGAACAACAGCUUGUGGAUUGUGAUCACACGUGUGACAGGAAGGACAAGAGGGCUUGCGAUAAUGGAUGCAGGGGAGGGCUAAUGUCGAAUGCGUAUCGGUAUUUGAUAGAGGCGGGAGGUUUAGAAGACGAGGCUUCAUAUCCUUAUACCGGGAAACGCGGUGAAUGCAAGUUUGAUCCGCAGAAAGUAGCCGUUCAGGUUGUGAAUUUUACUGAUAUCCCGGUGAACGAGAAGCAAAUUGCAGCCAAUUUAGUUCAACACGGUCCCCUAGCUGUUGCGCUGAAUGCAGUUUUUAUGCAAACGUACAUCGGUGGAGUGUCAUGUCCACUCAUCUGCGGCAAGAGAUGGAUCAACCAUGGCGUUCUACUUGUUGGGUAUGGUGCGAAGGGGUUCUCCAUUCUCCGGUUGGGCAACCAGCCAUACUGGAUCAUCAAGAAUUCGUGGGGCAAGCGAUGGGGAGAACACGGAUAUUAUCGCCUUUGUAGAGGUCAUGGCAUGUGUGGAAUAAACACCAUGGUCUCUGCGGUGGUAACCCAAGUCUCCUAAUUAUAUUUUGCGUCUGUCUAUGCCUUGCUACUUAUAAAAUAAUCUCAGUCAUUUUGUUGUUAUAGUUUAUGCAACUCAAAGAUUAAAGUACUUGUACGGGGCUUAAUAGGUUUUAAUGGCAUGGAUUUUGGAGUAGUGAUUUGGAUGAGCUAA